AAUGUCCUUCGACUGGGAAAUUUCUCAAUGUGAUAAGGUGGCAAGAGGCUAAUAGUCAGAAUCCUGCUGAAUCUGAAUGAGACCUUUCCCAGAUGUCUUUCCCCAAAGCUUUGAAUGGAUUUUGUUCAUGAAGAUUGAGAUAUUAGUAUAAUGUGGUAUGUAUAUGCAGGACUGUAUUCUAGCUUUCAAGUCUGAACUCACCCAUUUCUAGAUAGGCUAAAAAAAGUGAAAAUCCCAAGACAAUGUAUCAAAAUUUCAUAUCUCUUGCAUAAUAGAGCAAAGGACACCAUUUAGGAAACAGCCAUUCCCUCAAGACACACUGAAAUUAUUUCAAUAAAACAACACGGUAACAGCUAAGACACUUUCCCAAGGCUCCUAUUCUAUCAACCGGUAGCCUUGGGGAAUGCCUUAGUACAAAGCUUCCUCUGGGAUACAUUUUCAUAAUCUUUAGUAAUCUGUGUAAUCUCAGACUGAAGCUCCUGUAGAUGUAAAUGAGAUGUCCUUCUUCCCUUUCACCUCUAAUUACGGUCAUAGAACAGCCCACACAGCUUGCUUCAAGGCAUACAACUACAAGCACUUCAAAUAGCAGAGUAUAUCAGCAACUUAAUCCAGAAGAUUACAGGGGAGGCACUCUGUUUAUCCCAAGCCAACAAGUGGGUUGGACAUUGGUAGCUAAGAAAAGAAACCAAGCAAGAAGGACUGGAGUGGCAGGUUGCCUUACCCUUGCAGCCGAAACAAGGAAGGAGUCAGAGGAGACUUCAAGGGCCUUAUAGAAGACAGAAAAAAAGAUAAAAAGGCACCAGAAAGACCAUAUGUCGAGUGCAUGAAACCAGAAAGCAGGUAUGAUCCACGCAGAGAAUUGUUCCUCCAAGAAGCAUGGCUCAGAGAGCAGACACCAUUAUGAGACACCAGCCCUCUCUGAAUUACAAAGACUGGUCUGGAAUAGAGGAGGAUCCGACAAUCAUGUAGAUCAAGUCUGGCCAAACAUCUACCUUGGAGAUGCAUGGGCAGCUAGGAGUAAAAGAAUCCUUCAGAGCCUUGGCGUUACUCACAUCCUCAAUGCAGCAGACGGGCCGUACAACAUCAACACUGGAGCUCGCUAUUACAGGGACCUGCCAGUGCAGUACUAUGGGGUCCAGGCAUUUGAUGACACUUCAUUUGAUAUAAGCAUCUUCUUCUAUGACGCUGCUGAUUUCAUACACAAGGCCUUAAAGACCGGAGGAGGCAAGGUGUUUGUCCAUUGUGCAAUGGGGUUAAGCCGCUCAGCUACCUUAGUGCUGGCUUAUUUGAUGAUCUAUGAAAACCUGACCCUAGUGGAGGCUUUGAAAGCAGUGGAUUCACACAGAGGCAUCUGCCCAAACACAGGGUUCCUCAACCAACUCCGAGCUUUGGACCUCAAAUUAAAUGAGAAGUGAAAUGAUUCAGCAUUUUGAGACAAAGGUAGCAAACCAAAAUUGCAAAGAUAGGUAGUGCAGCUAUAGUACUUCAUUAUGAAAUCAUAAUUCAAGCAGCAAAACUGGUCAUUUUUCAAACUCUUGACUUCGAUGUAUACUUUGUUCAUUUCAUCUAAUUCUGGAAUGUGGUACACAAUAGCUCACAACUAGAUUAUGCUAUUCAUCUUCAUUUGUGAGGGGCAAUACACAUCCAGCUCUUUCCAGAUGAGCCCUACUUAUUGCAUCAUUGUCGCUAUCUUCUUGAUUACAAAAGGGAGGAGGGAGAACCAUAGAGCAAGAGAGAGAAGGAGAAGAAGAUGAAAGAGGGGGAGAAGAAUAAAUGCAACAGGAAGUGAGUGGGAGGGGAGGUAAGAGAGAUCAUAAGAACUCAUGUACCAUGUGGAAAAUGGAAAUCUAUCUGAAAAAUUAAGAGUAUUAUUCCAUUCUAUCUUUACAACUAUCCUAUGAAAUAACCUGAGAUAUAGUUGUCAAUGUAGAAGCUCCCAAUGAGCAUAAUGGGUUAUAUUUUGUUAUUUAUUUAUUUAUUUAUUCAUUAAUUUAUUCAGUUCAAUGGUUUUUAUCUGAUUUUGUAGAUUACGGCAAGGUUAAGUCCCUGAAAACAGAAGUAAAGGCAAUCCAGGGGUAUUUGUUUUAUAGAGUUUGCAAUAGAGUUGCAAACUGUCAUUUGUCCUGAAAAUUAGUUAAAAAUUUUAAAGUGACUUUUAAAAAUAUUCACCGAGACACCAAAAUAAAAGAACAUGAAACAUAGGAAACUGAAAGCACAUAAUUACUUACAAUGAGAAAGAAUGCUGCAUUGAAGUGUUUUGCAAAUUAACAUAUGUCAUUUUCCAGGACUUCAUCACACACAAUUAAAUAAGCGUUUCUACACACUUAAGAAACUGCCAUCAAUGGUGCCCUUUACACGAUGCAAACUUUAAAUGUGAGGUAGAGGUAUUUUGCUGUUUCUAAAGUGUGGGAUUUUCCCAUGAUUCCUAAAUUGAUUGGCAAUCAACUUCAUUUUCAGUUCUGUUCAAUUGAGACUUGUAAAUAUGUCCAAUUUACCAUGUGAUGGGAAUUAUCCCAUGCCUGCUUGUAAAGAUAAUGAUGACACAAUGGUUAUGUGAAAUAAAUGAACAAUGAAUUUGUGCAAUGACAAUUUUGGAAUUGCCCUGGACUAUAAUUUUGGAUGACAUGAUUUAAUAAUUGAUGUAACUGUUUUUAUUUGGUUUAAUUCUCUAUUUUAAUGUGUUUUUACCAAUUGUAUUUAUUUAUUUACAGCAUUUAUAUUCCGCCCUUCUCACCCCGAAGGGAACUCAGGGCGGAUCACAUUACACAUAUAGGCAAACAUUCAAUGCCUUUUAACACAGAACAAAGACAAACAAACAUAGGCUCCGAGCGGCCUCGAACUCAUGACCUCCUGGUCAGAGUGAUUCAUUGCAGUUAAUUGCACCUGGCUUGCUCUCCCGCCUGCGCCACAGCCAUAUGUUUUUAUGGCAUCGAAUUCUUGCCAUUAUGUGAAGCUGCUCUGAGCCCUCCUAAGGGUUGAGAAGGGCAGGGUACAAACACAGUAAAUAAAUAAAUAAUAAAAAAUUAUUGUGAAGGGAGAAGCCAAGAUGGGCAGAAUUGAUUACUUUCUGCUGACAUUACUGUUUUGGGACUGAGGAGAUAUAGCAAACAAACUCUUGUGCUUCUUCUAGUGCUUCUUCUAGUGUCUCUGUAACCUUAGCAAGCUCCCUCUUUCAGCAUUCUCAAUUGCCUCUCUGAAACUCCUGCUGUGCUGUCAGGCUUUUGUUUUGCCUAUCAAAAGGCUAGCAGAGAGAUAUAUAUAAGAGAGCUAAACCUUCAUUUCCCCCUUCCCUCCUGUUCUGAAUUCUGCAAUGUAAAAUAACUCCUUGUGAGUUUUUUGGGCUAUAAGUUGAACUCCCGACAUUAGAGAGAAGCUUAAAAAAAGAAAAAAGACAAUGAGGGAGGGACACUGGGGGAAACAAGUCUGUACUGUGUAAUGACUAAUUGAACAGCUAAAUUUUAAAGUGGAGAGAAGGAUUAGUGUAAUGGAGGUAGAAAAAUCUUCCAUUUAAUUUCCAAACAGGGCUUGGCGAAACUUAAGGGAAAAUCAACUCUUUCAAUCACUUGAUUUAGCCUGUGGAAUGAAGUCCCCAGUCUUAGAAGGAGCUAUUCAAUGCAUCUGUAUGUGAUGACACUCCCCAUCACAAUAAAUAUUUUCAGGGGCAAAGCAAAAUCAUGGCCUGUUAGUGGCCAAGGGCAUAUGAUGAUGCCCGGGAUGCCCGGGCAGUAUCCAGUUGGUAGGAAAGAGGAGAUGUCAUUUCCCUGGAUUUUAGCAAUGCACAGGAGACCUAGGAGGACAGCAUCUGUUAUUUUCCCAUGACUAAAUAGCAAUUGUGAAUACAUAAUGGUUACCUAGAUUUACACAUCAGCAACUGUCACAUAUUCACUGCCUAGUCACAAUUGUGACCCUGUCGCUAUGAUCAUCAUCCACUUACAUCUUGCCUUAUAGUCAUCAGCAACAUUCAGAGAAGAAAGUCCGUCCUUCUGGGGCAUGAAUGGAUGAUGCAUUUGUCAGGUUUGGGGAAGUUGGGCUAGGAGUGAUUAUUAUGUUUAAAAGUUCAUUAAAAAUACUUGCCAUAGUUGUGCCGUCAUGCCUGGGGCUAUAACUCUUAGCGAAAGAGGCAUGGACGUGACAUCUUUCCCCAGGGGAUUGCUUCUUGCCCUCCUUUAGGGAAACUGGAACUCCCAAGGAACAAAACACUGUAGAUAACUCAAAACUGGUUUUAUUGUUCACAAAAGGUUAUCCCAAUAAGCUGGAGGUUUCAAAGGGGUAAAGGAAAAUAUACAUUACAGUCUUUGGUUGUCUUAAGUCCAAGGAGCUCUGCAGCUGAAAAGCUUUUCCAGGUCCCUCUUUCUCAAUGGCUGUGAAUGCCGGAGCAAUCCUCAGCCUCAGUCCAAAUGGCUUAUGUUUGAAGACACAGUCUUCCUCUGAUGUCAAAGAACUGAUUUGAAGGUGCUUGAGACUCCUCAACGUCGUCCAGGUUCGCCCUGAACAUGAAGCAUAAGUCUCAAGUAUAAGAACCUCAGAAUUGGUGCUGAGAGGUAACUUAAUCAAGGGCUUUUAGAGUCAAGUCCCUCUCUCACAUCCAUCUGAUAGAAAACUUGAUGGUGGAAUGAAAAAGGAAACACUGUCCUACUCCAGGAAGAGGUGGAGUCAAACAAUUGAGCUGAGGGAGCAAUAUAACUGGUGCAAACAACAUUGAUUGACAACUAUAAAUAACCAAUCAGUCCAACUACAUUUACAGGGUAAAAGCAAAAUCAGGUAUGAUACAACAAUUCAAAUCUUGCAACUUACAGUUUGACAUAUAGUUCCCAAGUUAUGAACAAGAAAUGUUCUGUAGGUUUUUUUCUUAAGUUAAAUUUGUAUUAAGUCAGAACAGGUACAGAAGAGAGAGGGGGGGAUGCUUUGGGUAGCAUAGGGAAGGGUUAACAGCACUGUGUGUUUGUUUUGCUGUGUGUGCCGCUGUUCAGAAUAUUUCACCCAUUUUCUAUCCCUGUGAUAACUGGAUUUUGAAAAAAAUGGCUUGUUGGGGAAACAAGGAUUGGUGAUAAGGCUUUACUGGAGACACUUUUUCCCCAUGAUAACUUUUUCAGGAGUGGUAGAAAUCUUCUGAGGGGUAGAUUUCUUUCACUUCCAAUUGUCUCACUCCCGUUCUUAACUGUUAGUCGUUUGUAAGUUGGAUGUUUGUAACUCGGGGACUGCUUGUAGUAAAUAUUACUUCCUGACUUCAAAGUAAGAUCAUGUGCAAUCUGCACAGACUGAGAUCUCUGUACACUGAAAGGCUUACAUGUGUCUCCCAAGCUGUUUUCUAAAUUAUCUGCUUCUUGUGCACUAGACAGAAAAGAAAAAUAACUCCAUGAGCGUGUAUAGAGAAUUUUCCUUCCUCCCACAUGAUUCACACUGGAUCCACACAGAGGUGCUCUGAAGAAAGAAAGAAGUGUUGACUCAGCUGCAUGAUGUGUAUUUAGUGUAGUCUGUAGCUUAUUUAAGAGAUACAGAAGCUAAGUGCUUUCUUAUCCUAGACUUAAUGGUUUGCUAGAGCUCAUUAGGUAUAGGAAACUUCAUUGAUUAUGCACAUGUUGCUUUUCUCUCCCCACCCACCAUCUCAUUUAUGACUAUUUUACAUUCCUGAUAUCUUAAAUAAACUGGAUGGAAAACA
Anolis carolinensis (green anole) is the source of this 5659-nucleotide messenger RNA. Its product is annotated as dual specificity protein phosphatase 13B. Gene Ontology annotation, molecular function: MAP kinase phosphatase activity; protein tyrosine/serine/threonine phosphatase activity. The coding region runs from base 843 to 1415 and encodes 190 amino acids. Gene Ontology annotation, cellular component: cytoplasm. NCBI's taxonomy places the organism in Eukaryota, Metazoa, Chordata, Lepidosauria, Squamata, Anolidae. Gene Ontology annotation, biological process: protein dephosphorylation; negative regulation of MAPK cascade. The record is from RefSeq and is a predicted model, not a curated record. The transcript has 4 exons.